AUGGCAGGGCAGAGUGGCCUGGACCUCUUGGCAGAGUGGAACCAGAGGUGGAAGAAGCUGGCAUCUUGCGUCCCCCAGGAAAGGCCCAUGGAACUGCAAGCAGCCCAGGAUCAGACCAAGCCAGGAAGUGAGCUGGGGGCACUGCCUUCCAGGGUCCCUGCAGCCCCGGAAGGGCUGCAGCAGCAGGGUUCAGGGAAGGAGACUGAGGACACGCAGAGGAGACAGCAGGACCCAGGGACAGUGGAGAGUCAGGCCCCCGGCAGCUGCCAGCAGCAGCUGGAGUGUCUGCCCACCCCAGGUCGCCAGGCAGAAGAUGGGUCAGAUAUAGUGCAGGCAACAGAGCCUUCUUGCACCUUGGACAGCUGUGGACAACAAUUGGAAGACAAGCCCCCCAAGAAGGCAGGCACCCCCCACAUUAGGCCACAGUGGGUGCUGCCAGAGCCUGGCCCACAGGGAGACAAAGACAGUUCCCAGGAAGCAAUGCCACUAAUGGCCUCAAUGACUCUGGAGGAAAAGACUGACAGCUCCUUCCCACCGCCCACGCCAGGACCUAACACACCCAAAGACUGGUUCAAGGCUGUAGAGACCAAGCCAGCACCGGAGCCUGUUCCUCCACCUGAGGUGAGGGAUAUGGGAGAGAGGAAGGAGGAGGACUGUGCCCAGAAGCAGCCUCAGGAGUCCACAGAGACCACAGGUGCCCAGAACCUCGGGAACAGCUGGCAGGGCUUCAUGAAGUGCCUUCUGGAGGUGGAGGAGGAGGAGGCCUCGCAUCGAAGGGCCACCAAGGCUCGAGCCCCGCCAAACCGGAAGUCCCCCAGGACCUUGACCCUUGUGCCCACCUCAGCCCCAAGUCUGCCCCUGGCACCGACUCAGGCCCCAGCCUCGGCCCCUGCUGUGGCCCCAUCCUGGGCCCGGCUGCCAGCCCCUGGGUCGAUCCCUGCCCCUGCAGCGGCCCCUGUCCCAGGCUCUGUGCCUGUCGCGGUCCUGCCAGCGCCCACCCAGGAGCUGGGCUGGAGAAAGACAGCAGUCUUGCACCAGAGCAGCGAGAAGAGCCUGAGCCACGCCAAGGCACGGCAGGAGCUGGAGGAAGGCUGCCACCUGCAGCUGGGCGAGAACUGGGAGGAGCCGGCCGAGGAGCGCCUCACCCCGCAGCAAGAGGAAGCCUUCCACAGUUACUUUGAGAUCUUCAGCGGCCACGGCGAGGUGGACGCACGCAGCCUGGAGAACAUCCUGCUCCUCGUGGGCAUCUCCCUGACGCCGGCCCAGGUGGAGGAGGCCCUGGUGAGCGCUGACGUUGACGGAGAUGGUCACGUGGGCUUCAAAGACUUCUUGGCCGUAAUGACGGAUACCAAGCGCUUCUUCUGCUCCAUGGAACAGAGCGCCUCGACGGACAUGGCUCCCCCGAAUCCCCACACUCUGCUCUUUGAGAUCCUGUCCCUGCUGGUGGAGAUGCUGGCCUUACCCGAGGCAGCCUUAGAGGAGAUCACUGACUAUUACCAGAAGAAGCUGAAGGAAGGCACAUGUAAAGCCCGAGAGAUGGAAUCGGCCACAGGCCAGCAGCGGUCCCGGAAGAAGCUUCCCUACAACCCGCAGCAGGCAAACAUCUUGGAAGUCCCAGAACGAAGGGUCCUCAGAAUCCUGAGCCGGCUGAAGCAGCAGAACUAUGCUGCCAACCUGCAGAGCCCCUAUGCCCAGGUGCCCUGCAUCCCACUCUGCCCGAGGCUGGAGAAGACUGUCGGCCGGAAGCAGGGCAGCCACUACGUUCUGGACCAGUGCACCCCCAUCAACCUGGGCCCUGACAUCCACAGCCUCUUCUUUCAGUCAGGAUCUCGAGGAAGCAGGGACCACAGCUCCGACAGCCAAAAGUGGCUCAGCUCCGUGCCAGCUCGAACCCACUGA
Pteronotus mesoamericanus is the source of this 1899-nucleotide messenger RNA. It is a transcript of the gene SPATA21, whose product is annotated as spermatogenesis associated 21. The transcript has 12 exons. Lineage: Eukaryota; Metazoa; Chordata; Mammalia; Chiroptera; Mormoopidae. The record is from RefSeq and is a predicted model, not a curated record. The coding region runs from base 1 to 1899 and encodes 632 amino acids. Gene Ontology annotation, molecular function: calcium ion binding.